GACGCACGCAUGACGCACGCAGGGGUAUAAAUAGAGGGCGGGCUGCGGUUUCUCGCACAGGAGCCGCCGGCGAGGGGGCAAAGAGGAAGCUUUAUUGAAGCCGGAAAGAAGUUGAAAUUACAGACAUCCUGCCAAAAUGACUUCUUCAAAGCCCAGACUUGUUGUACCCUAUGGCCUCAAGACUCUGCUUGAGGGAGUCAGCAGAGCCAUUCUCAAAACCAAUCCGACAAAUAUCACCCAGUUUGCAGCAGUUUAUUUUAAAGAACUCAUUGUGUUUAGAGAAGGGAAUUCAUCUCUGGAUAUAAAAGAUCUGAUUAAACAGUUCCAUCAGACGAAAGUAGAGAAAUGGGCAGAAGGAGCGACAGUGGAGAAGAAGGAACAUGUAAAGGAACCAGGAAAAACACUUCCAGUUUCCUGCGAACCUACACGGAUGGAAAAAUCCACAGACACGGAGGAGGACAAUGUAGCUGGACCAAUAUUUAGCAACAAAACCACCCAGUUUCCAUCAGUUCAUGCUGAAAUCCAGCCUGAGGAGACAAGUGAAGGAGUGUGUGGUCCUUCUUCCAAACCAACCACACCCAAGACUACCACCCCACCCUCAUCACCACCCCCCGCAUCCGUCUCUGCAGAGUAUGCCUAUGUCCCGGCUGACCCAGCUCAGUUUGCUGCUCAGAUGUUAGCACUAGCAACAAGCGAAGCAGGACAACCACCACCAUAUUCUAAUAUGUGGACACUUUAUUGUCUAACUGAUAUGAAUCAACAAAGUCGCCCAUCACCGCCACCUGCACUUGGGCCUUUUCCCCAAGCAACCCUCUAUUUACCUAAUCCUAAGGAUCCACAAUUUCUGCAGAAUCCACCGAAAGUCACUUCUCCAACCUAUGUGAUGAUGGAUGACAGCAAGAAGACCAAUGCCCCACCUUUUAUUUUAGUAGGCUCAAAUGUUCAGGAAGCGCAGGAUUGGAAACCUCUUCCUGGACAUGCUGUUGUGUCACAGUCAGAUGCCUUGAAGAGAUAUGCUACAGUACAAGUGCCCAUUGCUGUUCCUGCAGAUCAGACAUUCCAGAGACCUGCCCCAAAUCCCCAGAAUGCUAGUCCUCCAACAAGUGGACAAGAUGGCCCCAGACCGCAAAGCCCGGUCUUUCUUUCUGUCGCUUUCCCAGUAGAAGAUGUAGCUAAAAAGAGUUCAGGAUCUGGUGACAAACGUACUCCCUUUGGAAGUUAUGGUAUUGCUGGUGAAAUCACUGUGACUACUGCCCAUGUCCGCAGAGCAGAAUCUUAAAAGAAUGCUGAAAUGAUGCUGAGUCAGCAUUCGAGGUGGAGUCUGUCACCAUGUGCACUGUAUCAAUAAACUUCCUGCAAGCAUAAAA
This is a messenger RNA of Mesocricetus auratus (golden hamster), 1367 nucleotides long. RefSeq names its product calcium binding tyrosine phosphorylation regulated (gene Cabyr). Gene Ontology annotation, molecular function: calcium ion binding. Gene Ontology annotation, biological process: sperm capacitation. Bases 137 to 1279 code for a protein of 380 amino acids. The transcript has 6 exons. Lineage: Eukaryota; Metazoa; Chordata; Mammalia; Rodentia; Cricetidae. Gene Ontology annotation, cellular component: sperm fibrous sheath; cytoplasm. The record is from RefSeq and is a predicted model, not a curated record.